This is a messenger RNA of Homarus americanus (American lobster), 2423 nucleotides long. Its product is annotated as gastrula zinc finger protein XlCGF57.1-like. The transcript has a single exon. Bases 564 to 2144 code for a protein of 526 amino acids. The record is from RefSeq and is a predicted model, not a curated record. Lineage: Eukaryota; Metazoa; Arthropoda; Malacostraca; Decapoda; Nephropidae.
CAGCCGUCACAAGUACCCUAGUAUAUCAGCCUGAGUAUUAUUGUUUACCAGCCAUCACAAGUACAGUAGUAUAUCAGCCUGAGUAUUAUUGUUUACCAGCCAUCUCUGUACUAUGUCAGCCUGAGUGUUAUUGUUUGCUGUACACCAGAGGAACUGCACAUACAACAAUAGUGUACAGUAUAAUUUUUGUACACUUCUCUGUUGAGUGUUUUUAUAGUGGAUGUUGUAAGUCAUAAACAGUGUUUGUUAAUGACAAGUAUAGUUGUAUGUGUAACUCAUUCUUUACACCAAUUUUUACAUUUAGUUCAAAGAGGUAUAGAGGAACCUUGUUAAUAAUGGUGUAGUCACUUGACAAACUGGAUCUUCCAUCACACUUACCUCCUCACUGUCCUCCCAUCUCAACAUCAUGUCAGUAAAUCACAUUCACUAAUUGAUGUAUAUUUCAGUUUUCAAUGUCAAAUAUAAUUAACAGUAACAAGACAUUAAUAGUUCUUGUAGGAGGAAACAGUUUGCCAGUUAAGUGUCACUAAAACCUUUGAACAAACAAUACACACAUUUUUAUAAUGGAAGGUCUCUCAGAGGAACAGGCAGAGUCUCUCAGAGAAUUGUCUGUAAAAUCACAUCAAGUAACACAUGUGAAAGAUGACUCACACCAGAAUCUGUUUGUGUGUUCAGAAUGUCUUAAAGGAUUUUGUAGUAAACAGGGGUUAUUGACACACAUGGUAAUUCAUACUAGAGAGAAACGAUUUCAGUGUUCAGAAUGCCUUAAACGAUUUAGACGUAAACAGCCUUUACUGGAACAUAUGAAAAUUCAUACAGGAGAGAAGCCAUUUCAGUGUUCAGAAUGUCUUAAAGGAUUUAGAAGUAAACAGACUUUAGUGGAACAUAUGAGAAUUCAUACAGGAGAUAAACCAUUUCAGUGUUCAGAAUGUCCUAAAGGAUUUAGAAGUAAAAAAGAUUUAUUGAGACAUAUGAGAAUUCAUAUAGGAGAGAAACCAUUUCAGUGUUCAGAAUGUCUUAGAGGAUUUAGACGUAAACAGCAUUUAGUGGAACAUAUGAGAAUUCAUACAGGAGAGAAACCAUUUCAGUGUUCAGAAUGUCUUAAAGGAUUUAGAAGUAAACAGACUUUAGUGGAACAUAUGAGAAUUCAUACAGUAGAGAAACCAUUUCAGUGUUCAGAAUGUCCUAAAGGAUUUAGAAGUAAAAAAGUUUUAUUGAGACAUAUGAGAAUUCAUACUAGAGAGAAACCAUUUCAGUGUUCAGAAUGUCCUAAAGGAUUUAGAAGUAAACAAGAUUUAUUGAGACAUGUGAGAAUUCAUACAGGAGAGAAACCAUUUCAGUGUUCAGAAUGUCUUAGAGGAUUUAGACGUAAACAGACUUUAGUGGAACAUAUGAGAAUUCAUACAGGAGAGCAACCAUUUCAGUGUUCAGAAUGUCUUAAAGGAUUUAGACGUAAACACCAUUUAUUGAUACAUAUGAGAAUUCAUAUAGGAGAGAAACCAUUUCGGUGUUCAGAAUGUCUUAGAGGAUUUAGAAGUAAACAAGAUUUAUUGAGACAUAUGAGAAUUCAUACAGGAGAGAAACCAUUUCAGUGUUCAGAAUGUCCUAAAGGAUUUAGAAGUAAACAAGAUUUAUUGAGACAUAUGAGAAUUCAUACAGGAGAGAAACCAUUUCAGUGUUCAGAAUGUCUUAAAGGAUUUAGACGUAAACAGCAUUUAUUGAGACACAUGAGAAUUCAUACAGGAGAGAAACCAUUUCAGUGUUCAGAAUGUCAUCAAGGUUUUUCUAAAAGUUAUCUUCUAGUAAGACACAAGAAAGAUCACCCAGAAAAACCUUUCCAAUGUGUAAGUUGCAUGAAAGACUUUAAUGAGAAUGAGAGUUUAAUAUUACAUGCACAGAGAUGUCACCAGACUGACCAAGUGGUCAACUCUCAUCAUUAUGAAGAUGAAAGUUGCCAGGACAUGAGCUUGUCUUGCCAACCAACAGUGGAGAUGUGUGUCUCUGAAGGAGUGAAAAAGGAAACUAAUUAUGAUACACUCUCAGUCAUUUGUAAGACAGAAGCUUCACCAGAGCCGGAGAUAAUUGAUCAAUCUUUAAAGAUGGAGUGCCAGGAAGAACUAGAUUUUGUUAAGGAAGAAUUCUGAAACUGUUUUUGUGGAAUAUUUGUGGUUUUGAUAAAGAGUAAAGUUUAUAUAAUGCACAGGUAGGGACUGAAGGUUUGUGGCCAGUGUAAUCAAUAGUAACACAUGUACUGUAUUGGUAAGUAAUUAAUGUAUCACCUUAUAUAACUAUCAGUAAUGUGAGGGUAGAGGUACUGUAUACAACACACUACAGGUAUACCUGACAUACAUGGUAGAGGUGUACAACACACUACAGGUAUACCUGACAUACAUGGUAGAGGUAUACAACACAGUACAGGUAUA